AUGAUAGACGCAGGUCUCUGUUCUCCUACUAAUCUCACUUCCCACCCCUCAAACACACAGCCCAACCACCCCUCAAACACACAGCCCCCCACCCCUCAAACCCACAGCCGACCCACCCCUCAAACCCACAGCCCAACCACCCUCAAACCCCAGCCCACCACCCCUCAAACCCACAUCCUCCCACCCCUCAAACCCACAGCCCACCCACCCCUCAAACCCACAGCCCACCCACCCCUCAAACCCACAGCCCCCCACCCCUCAAACCCACAGCCCCCACCCCUCAAACACACAGCCCCCCACCCCUCAAACCCACAGCCCACCCACCCCUCAAACCCACAGCCCACCCACCCCUCAAACCCACAGCCCCCCACCCUCAAACCCACAGCCCACCCACCCCUCAAACCCACAGCCCACCCACCCCUCAAACCCACAGCCCCCACCCCUCAAACCCACAGCCCACCACCCCUCAAACCCACAGCCCACCCACCCCUCAAACCCACCGCCCACCACCCCUCAAACCCACCGCCCACCCACCCCUCAAACCCCGCCCCCCACCCCUCAAACCCACAGCUCCCCACCCCUCAAACCCACAGCCCACCCACCUCAAACCCACAGCCCACCCACCCCUCAAACCCACAGCUCCCCACCCCUCAAACCCACAGCCCCACUUGCUGCUGUGAUGACACUUUCUG
Oncorhynchus masou masou (cherry salmon) is the source of this 692-nucleotide messenger RNA. RefSeq lists its product as uncharacterized. The annotation marks the transcript as partial. Lineage: Eukaryota; Metazoa; Chordata; Actinopteri; Salmoniformes; Salmonidae. The transcript is spliced from 2 exons. The record is from RefSeq and is a predicted model, not a curated record.